AAUCGGACGCAGUCAAAACUUUCACACGGAGUUAACAACAACAUGUGUUGAUUAGUUUAAUCUUCUAAGAAUAAACUUGUAAACUUACUCUUAACCCAUAGAGAUGCUAGCUCGAACUAGCCACAGACACAGGCUACAACCUGGAACGCCCCCCCCUCUCUCGCUUUAGUUUGUCAGUUGCUAUGGAAACCGUAUCCGGUGACAGCUAGCUGAAAGGUUGGCGUGGUUAGCACGGGCUAAAGAAACGAUGACAAAAAGUUUAAACUCGCAGAAAAUGGAUAAAGGAAUAACUCAAAGCAACGCUCGCGUGGAUUUCGUGGACAACUUGAUAGAAGAUGAAGCGGAGAGAGAGACGCUUCUUUCCAAGCCCGCCUGCUUCAUCGUAGUUGGAAAACCGGGUAUUGGCAAAUCCACUUUGGCCAAAAACAUUGCAGAGUCCUGGAAGUGUAUCUUGAUUGAUGAUACAGAUGUGCUCAACACACACAUACAAAAUAGAACAAAGGAAGGUUUAGAGCUCUUAGAUAUCUUAUCUGAGGGGAGGAUUUUACCACAAGACAAGGUGCUGCAGCUGAUUCUUGACAGGCUCGACUCACCAGAUGUGGAGCACUAUGGAUAUGUGCUGAGCUGCCUGCCGUUCAUGUCUGAGGAGUGUCUGACGAUUCCUGAGCAGGUUGCACUGAUCAAGAACCUCAAGCUGACACCUGAUUUCAUCAUUAAUAUCAAGUGUGCAGACAAGGACCUGGCCCAGAGGCUCUCAGGUCUGAAGCAGUACUCAGAGACAGGGCAGCUAUUCACCAGGGACCAGUGGCAGCGUGAAGAUGUGUACAUCAAGAAGAGAGAGAGCAUGGAUGAGGAAAUGGAGGAUGAAGAGGAGCAGGCUGCUGGAGAGAGACUCCAAAGGGAUGUUAUUGACCAGAUGGUGUGGGCGCCAGAGAAUUUAACCCGAAAUGCUUUAAUUAGAAUCAACAUGUACAAGGAUACAGUGCUUAAACCACUGGAGGACUACAUGGCAGCCCACAACCCCCUCUACCGGAUGGAGCUGGAUGGAAACAACACACCUGAAGAGCUUCACUCCUAUGUAAUGUCCCGUCUUGGAUCAUUGGGUAUUAAACGUGUCUCCAUUCCCAUCCUCCUCCACCAAGCUGAUGAAGACUUGCCAGAAGAGGCUGAUACGGAAGAACUUCUGAGACAUAUGUCCUCCACCAAUCCGGUGGCCCCUGGCUUCAGGUGGAGAAGGAGCCGCUGGGGCCAAACCUGCCCUGUCGCUCUGAAGGAGGGCCGGGUUGUUCCUGGCCAACCUGAGCUAUCUGUCAGCUUCCAGGACAAACUGUACAUCCUCUCAUCUCAGGAGGCCUACCAGAAGUUUGUCACAAACCCCAGACGUUACUUACUCCCUCCAAUGCCCAGGCCCCCUUGCAAGGUUUCUAUCGUUGGACCCCCUCAGUCAGGAAAGAGCACCUUAUGUAAGCUUCUAGCGCAGCACUACAAUGCAUUGGUGCUUGACAAGGAGGAACUGGUGCAGCCAAUUCUGGCCAAGAUUGAACAGGAGAGGCUUGACAAAAUCAAAGAGGAGACUACACAGCUCGCUAUAGAGCGAAUCAAGAAGAUGGAGGAGGAUGGCAGAGAGAACUCGGAUGACAGCAGUUCUGUAGAAGUUACAGAGGAUCAUCCACAAGUUAAAGCCAUGGUGCUUGGUGUAAUGGAGGAAGCCAAACAACAUAGCGUAUCCCCUGUUGCUCUGCAAGCUGAGGUAUUGGAGAAGCGUAUAAAAGAGAUUGAGGAGGCAGAUGAAGAUGCGGAGGUCAAAACCGGAUGGGUGCUUGACAACUUUCCCAGCAACCUCUCCCAGAUGGAUUUGUUACAUCAAGGUGAAAUCCUGCCAGACAUCAUCUUUUGUCUCAAAGACAGCGUUGGACACAAAGUUUUGGAGAGAAUGUAUGAGAGGAACAAGGAGAGAGUGGACGAGGCAGUGAGGAACAGGAUGCAAGACGAACAGUCUGCAAAGGAUGAACAGCUCUUGAACAAAAAGGAAAACGACUCAGAGAUGCAUUCAAAUCUAGAGGCAGUCAUUGAAGAAAAGGAUGAAAAUCCUGAGCAAUCUGACGCCCUCAGCCCUGCGCACCUUGACGUGAUCAAACAGGAAGCUGUGACACUACCUGAUCACUGGGAGCUGGGUUAUCCAGACGGCCCAGAGAUGAAGGACUACAAACUGCAACUCCGGCAGUUUGUGUCUGAAUGGGAGCAAAUGGAGUCUGCUCUAACUGCUGCCCACUCCGUACUGGAGAUUGAUGGAAAAAGCCCAGAGGACCUGCUUCAAGAGAUAGUCCUUCACAUGGAGAAGCCCUUCAAGUAUGUUCCCUGGGAGCUGUCACAGCUGGACCUGGAUGAGGAGGAAGAUGAUAUCGAGGCCUUAGCUGAGCUGGAGAGAGUUGAUUUAGACAGCAGUGACAAUGGCGUGGCAGAUGAUGAGGGGGACACAACACCUAAGAGAUUAUUAGGUGAUACUCUUCAUUUCUGUCCUGUGGCCUUUAAAAACCAAAACAUCCUGUGGCCCUGUACGGACGAGAUUGCAGCCAAAUACCGGGAGAAGAUCUUCUACUUCUCCCGCACAGAAGCGAGAGACACCUUCCUUCAAAACCCAACCCAAUUUGUUGCAAAAACUGAGCCUCUCAAGCCUCCUGCCCUUCGGAUCCUUUCCCUCGGUACCCGAGGGUCAGGAAAGACCUCUCAUGGUGAGUGGCUCGCCCGGCAGCUUGGCCUCUUCCAUAUUCAGUUCAGGGAGCAGCUCCAAAUGCUCAUCAUGGCCAAGACAAAGAAGCGGGUGCCUUAUGCAGAUGAAGUAGAGUCCUCUGACGAGUCUCUGGAGGACCUGGUCACCCUGAUAAAGGAAGCCAGGGGGGAGGCUGGAGAAGAGGAGGUGGAGGAUACCACUGACGAUGACAUGGAGGAAGUAGAACUGACUGCUGAGGAAAUAUCCGUCAAAGCCUACUUAUCUGAUGGCGAUCCACUGACUCCACAGAUCCUGGACAUGGUUAUUGCACCAUUCUGGAAACAAGAACCAUACAUGUCCACAGGUUUUAUCUUGGAGGGCUUCCCACAUCAUUCCGAAGAGGUGCAGUACAUGCUGGAUCGACAGCUUUUCCCUGACGUCGUAGUAACCAUGGAGGUGGAUGUCACAGAUGUUCAGAAACGUCUGUUGCCGACAUACCUGGAGAAGUGGCGUGAGCGCCACGACCAUCGUGAAGCACAGCUGAACAUUCUUCAUGAUCUGCGCAAGAAAAACAGGGAGGAGAAAAUUGUCAGGAGAAGGGCUGAACUCAUGGCAGAGACACUGACGGCCGAAUCAAAGGAGGAUGAAGAAGACGAUGAAGAGGAGGAAGCAGCAGACAACAUAGAGGCAAUGCUAAAGGAGGAGUUUCCUUUGGAAGAAGACAACGAAGACUCAGAGAACGAGGAGAAUGAGGAGACAGCUACCGUGCGGCUGGAGAUGGAGAUUGAGCAGCGUUUUGUGACAGAUGAAAGAGACCUUGCAACUGUAACGGAGCUACUGAGUGAGCAAAACAUUCCCAGUAUCUCUAUCAGUGCAUCUCGCAAACCAUUCAUAGUGAGGAAUCAGCUGCUGCAGAAGUUACAGCCUCUGCUGGCUAACAGGGAGUCACUUUUCCAAACAUGUCAACCCAUCUCAUCCACCCUGGCACAGAGGCUGCUGCUCUUUUCAUACAAGCUCCACAGUGCCUUUGGAUGCUGGGAUCCCAUAAAGAAAUACAAGGAGAUAGACUUGAUCCAGCCUCUGCAGUGGCCUCUGAAUACCACACAUCCCCUAAUCUUGAAUCAGUAUGUCUACUUCUUUGAAUCUAAGGAGAACCGUAACACAUUCAUGCUCAACCCUCUGAAGUACCUUAGGCAGCCCAAGCCCUCCCCAUCCCUCCCUGUUAAAGUGGCCGUCGUUGGACCACCCAAAUCUGGAAAGACCACUGUAGCGCAGAGCUUUGCUCAGAAGUAUGGCUUGGCGCGGCUGUCCAUUGGCAGAGCUAUGCGUAUGGUGCUUGAAACUCAGGAACACACAGAUCUGGCUGUCCAGUUGAGACAGCUUCUCUCCCAGGGCCUUGUUGUGCCUGAUGAACUGGCCAUUCAGUGUCUGGAGGUGGUUCUCCUGAGCUCAGUCUGCAGCACCCGAGGGUAUGUUUUGGACGGCUUUCCGAUGACACUUAAGCAGGCGGAGCUCAUGGCUUCUCGGAGCAUCAUCCCCAUGAUAGUAAUUGAGCUUAAGCUGGACACAGUGGAGGUGCUAAGAAGAGGUCACAUGGACAAGAUAAAACUCAACAAGCCUCACCUGAUGCAUGACAGCUCUGAGAUACUUCACAUUCGUACCUCCCAUUACAAGCAAGAGGUGGAGCAGGUGAAGAAAUAUUUCCAUCAACAAUAUCAGAACUGGAUUGUGCUUGAUGGCUUUAAGAGCAAAUGGUGGAUCUGGUGCAGGAUUGUAAAGGAAGUCUGUAUCAGCAUGGCAUACAUCCACAGCUUCCUGGAGAGGACACUCAGCGGUAAAGCUGCCUGCAUCAACAGGAUGUGCAUCACACCCCAGGAGCUGCAACAUCGCCUUGGAGAGUUUGGCCGUUACUGCCCAGUCUGCUUGGCUCUAUAUAAACACCUGGUGGACUGCUCAGAAUUUGUAUGUUUGACUCAUGCGGCUGAGUACAGAGGACGGUUUUACAGGAUGUGUGGCAAAGAGCAUUUAGAGAAGUUCCUGUCCACUCCAGAUCAAUUUGUGACUCCGAGCUGCCCACACGCUCUCCCACAACCCAGCCUGCUGCCAAGAAAACUCAGUGGGAUUCAGGUGAAGAACAGGUUCCCACAGCAAGUUGAGAUGAGGGGCUUUUGUCCUGUCACUUACCUGUGUGGAAAGCAAAGGUAUGAAGCCCUGGUUCAAGGAAAGAUGGAGUACGCAGUGGAAUACAGAGAACGUCUCUAUGUUUUCAGGUCGAACCAGGAACAGGACAUGUUUUUGAGGAGUCCUGAAACAUACUGGGACCAGAGGCUGCCCGUUAAAGUCCCUCCUCUUUGUGAGCCUGUAUCCCUCACUGCCAUUCCAACGUUGGGUUACCUGGAACAGGGUGUGGCAGUAGCAGUCAUUAAGGCCAUGACAGCUGUUGGUUGUCUCAAACCAAAGUAUCCCUUCAUCAGUAUAGAAAGAUCAGCACUACUCUAUCUGGCCUUCUAUCUGAAAGCUUUCAACCAAAAGACCGCGGACUACAUUCGCCAGAAGUACAAAAAGAAGCUGGCGAUGUUUGAAGAGAGCUGCGCCCUCAUCCCCUACCUGAGCUCAACAAUGAGAGGGAACUACAGGCCACCCAGUGAACGUCCCAUUGACUUUGAGUUCAAACUGAACAGGUUCCUGGCUUUGGAAGACUAAGAGCGCACUGCUUACUGUAGCUGUGCCUGUUUGUUUUUUUUCCCUUUUGAUGUG
This is a messenger RNA of Hippoglossus stenolepis (Pacific halibut), 5467 nucleotides long. RefSeq names its product adenylate kinase 9 (gene ak9). Gene Ontology annotation, molecular function: ATP hydrolysis activity; nucleoside diphosphate kinase activity; AMP kinase activity. The transcript has 37 exons. Bases 248 to 5413 code for a protein of 1721 amino acids. Gene Ontology annotation, biological process: AMP phosphorylation. Lineage: Eukaryota; Metazoa; Chordata; Actinopteri; Pleuronectiformes; Pleuronectidae. The record is from RefSeq and is a predicted model, not a curated record. Gene Ontology annotation, cellular component: cytoplasm.